This is a messenger RNA of Macrobrachium nipponense, 980 nucleotides long. RefSeq lists its product as uncharacterized. The transcript is spliced from 2 exons. Lineage: Eukaryota; Metazoa; Arthropoda; Malacostraca; Decapoda; Palaemonidae. Bases 79 to 606 code for a protein of 175 amino acids. The record is from RefSeq and is a predicted model, not a curated record.
GGUACUUCAAUUACUCGUGGAGCUUUAAAGAAGAAGCAUAUACUAGGUUCCUUCAGAUCUGUUUUCGCUGCAGCUACCAUGGUUGAUUCUCGACGACUUGUCACUUUGGCUCUGGUGGCAGUCAUACUGCCAGCUGCCAUGGCCAUUCCCGGCCCUCUUCCAUCCAGACAAGUCAGGCAGAUAAGAACCGGGAAUGACAACGGAGAGGGAUAUUACGAAAGCGGCGAAACUGGAACCGACGAGGAAUCUUAUUCCUCAGGAGAAACUGAUGAGUAUAACGGAGAAGACGGAGAAGACGAAUAUGUUGAAUCCCAGCCCACCGGAGGAGCCAUGCCCUACGACGGAGUCAUGACCGACGGGGAAUCUGAUCCUAACGCCGGCGCCACCUUCGACUGGAACCCUGACCCCUCAGUCGGUGGGCCUCAGGUUGCCUGGGACCCUCCCGCACUCUCUCCAGCUCCCGAAGUCACUGGAGAAGCUGAUUAUACUCGAACGCCCGUGGUCGCCUGGAGCUCUGGAACAUCUGCCGAUACCAAAGCUGACCGAGUUGAAACUCUUCCCCCGCCCACCGUGUCCGCAGCUCCCAAAGCCGCUGGAAAACCUUAAGUCCUAAUCAAGAAAUUGUGGCCAGUGAACAACCAGACGCCAAAGGUAUCAUCUAAACUAUAGUGAUUUCCACUGAGGGAUUACAACUGAUUGCACCUGGAUACGAGACCAAAGGGAGAUUUUUCAAGACAGGAAAAAGAAGCCAGAAUUUUGAUCAAUAUAGCAGAAUAUGGAAGUGUCGAUAUCGGAAGCGCUUCAUUAACAUGCUUCUGGCAGACAAUCUAAUGAAUUUAAACAACAAAAUCCACAGUUUACGCAAGCACUAAAUUUCUCAUUUUUUUAUUCGUAUAACGAAAUCAAAGUGAUUAUGAUUUUAUUGAGACUUUGAACUGAAUUUGUGUAAUGUUUGUUUAUUAAACCGGAAAAAACCAUAA